AUGCGCGUGGGUCUUGGAUGCGGUCUCUCCAAGGGCGCGAUCUUUCACGAGCUGCUUGAUGACGCGGAGAUCCAGCUUGGGCGAAGCGCCAAGUCAUCGAGCGCAGAAUGGCAGGAGUGGGCUACCCCGACGUUUGCAAAAGGUGCUGGUGCUGCUCGUCGUUUUCUCGGAUGCAAAGGCUGCAAGAGUCGUUCCAGUUCGCUGGUGGCGCUGAAGGUGGCAUCCUCCUGCGGCAAGAUCGAUAUCGACAUGCGCAUGUUGAGUGCGUUCGACGUCGAGCUCGCUUGUGCCAGAGGAGCCCUGCGGGUCCGGCCGGGGGCCCUGCGCGUCAUCUGGCUGGGGCGCAGCGGAGCGCAGCCCGUGCACCCGUCGGUCGCCGGGCAGGCCAGGCUCCCCACCAAGACACAGCACCAGGGCGUCACCCCUGCCGCGGCGCUGCUCGGCGCCAUGGGCGUGCUGGCGUUGGCAUUCGCGUGCCCCACGGCGGAGAUCGUCGCCUGCGACGACGGCUCCGGAAGGCUGCUGCAGUACCUGCAGCGCCUCGGCUUCGACCGCGCCAGCGAGGAGCCGGACGCCGCGGCGGCGGGGACAGGACAGCCCGUCGCCGUGAGCAUGCGCGCCACCUGCAGCGCGCUCGUCGAGGGCUGCUGCCCGCCCGAGUGGGUACCCGAGCUGCCUGCGGCGGGUCAGUACAGCAUGUUCGCCUCCAUCUCGAGGUGA
This is a messenger RNA of Prorocentrum cordatum, 720 nucleotides long. The record is from the annotation of a GenBank genome assembly. Lineage: Eukaryota; Dinophyceae; Prorocentrales; Prorocentraceae.